CCCAGCUGAGUAAGGUGCCCAAAUAUAAUUCUUUGUUAGUCGGAAGUAUUGUGAAUCGCGAGAUAUUACCACAGCCGAAAUCACGAACAUUCGCAGGGACAAAGGAAUAAGAUUGGUCCCCUCACUGGUAGUCGCGCCCUGCAUCUGCUUGUUACGGCGCCCCCUCCCCUUUCAGACCAAAAUGAGGUUUACCACACCUCUCAUCGCUGCUUCUCUACCUUUCAUGGUGCUUUCCAGCCCCACUCGCAUCCACAGUAAUGAAAAAGGUCGUUCAAUCCCGAUUAGCAGGGGUUCCACCUUCGUUAAUCAUGGCGUUGUCAACAUAACGGCUCUUCGGGCCCACCUUGCUUAUGUCGGCGCAAAAUACGACGUUGGCUUGAAGAAUUACGAGAGGAGUACCGGCCCAGUCCAUCCCCUCGCCUGGGAUAGAGCGACCCACGCCUCGAAAAGAGAUAUUAGCACCAGUGCCUUAACAGACGUUAGGGAUAGUAUUUGGUACGGCAACAUCUCAGUCGGGAACCCUCCUGUUACGUUUGCCAUCUUAUUCGAUACCGGAAGCACUGACUUCUUCAUUCCUGAUGUCUCUUGCACGAACUGUGGAGCACUGCGCAGUGCACGUUACAACCCUAGCUUGAGCUCCACUUCCUCGGCGGUGGGGAAAAGCUUCUCUCUCGUUUAUGGCGACGGUUCUUCCUCAGUCAGCGGAUACCAAUAUAUUGACGCUGUCACUGUAGCCGGGCUCACAGCCAAGCGUCAAACCCUCGGAUCCGCCACCGCCCUUACCCAUGAUUUCCGGACUGGAGCGACGGAUGGCUUGAUGGGCCUGGCCUGGCCAGCGAAUUCUGAGUUCGGUGCUACGCCCUUCUUCAACACCCUCAUGCAACAGGGAACCGUGAGCCAGGGUGUCUUCGCUUUCUACUUCUCAGAGUCCGGCUCAGAACUUCGCCUCGGCGGAACCGACGAAUCGCUCUACAGUACUCCUCUUCAGUGGAUCCCUGUGACCCAACAGCGUUAUUGGCGAGUUGGCCUCGAUAGCAUAAAUGCCCGAGGGACGGAGGCGGUCAGCGGUCUAUCAGCCAUUAUCGAUUCAGGUACCGCUCUUAUUGUCGGUGAUUCAUCUACAGUUAGGGAGUUCUAUCGACAUAUUCCUGGCAGUAAGGGUGACGUUAACUAUGAGUUCUUCACUUACCCCUGCCACUACGAUCCUCGAAUCUCCGUUACAUUCAAUGGGGCUUCGUAUCCCAUUGGUCUCAACUUCGGUCCAGUCUCCAAUGGGUCAAGCCAAUGUCUUGGUGGCAUUGUCGGUCUAGCUUACACUCCGUUCUGGAUUCUUGGUGAUAUUUUCAUGAGGAGCGUUUAUACUGCCUUCAACUUUGACAACGCUAGUAUUGGAUUUGCUCGAUUUAAAUCUGAGUGGGAUCCAAAAUUUCCAUAAUGGAAGGUAUUCGUCAGCGCCCACAUCUCGCUGCCCAUCUCCAAGGCUUUCAUUUAUCAGCAAACCCCCGAAGUUGAUAAAAGUGAUAGGAAGCACUUUAAUCACUUCUAUUUGUCAUACCAAUGUAAUCUAUGCGUUGAUUGAGACUCAAGCAGCUCAAUCACAACAAU
This is a messenger RNA of Cantharellus anzutake, 1605 nucleotides long. Its product is annotated as Asp-domain-containing protein. Gene Ontology annotation, biological process: proteolysis. Bases 182 to 1435 code for a protein of 417 amino acids. Gene Ontology annotation, molecular function: aspartic-type endopeptidase activity. Lineage: Eukaryota; Fungi; Basidiomycota; Agaricomycetes; Cantharellales; Hydnaceae. The record is from RefSeq and is a predicted model, not a curated record. The transcript is spliced from 7 exons.